AUACACACACUGAUGACAGUGUGUUUCUGUGGAUCAGUAAGAAUCAUUGAAGUCUUUCCUACUGUAUUAUGGCAGCGCUCCAGAAUUUACGAUGAAUCGUCACUGAUCUUGUCACUAGAGAUCAGCGAAAUGACAAACUUGACGGAAAAUGACGCGCCUGAGGCACCUUAUUUGUACGUGUCUGACGAUAGUCUCAACAGAGUAACAUCCGCCUUUGCCAAUGUUCUCAUUCCUGCCUUCUCCAUAUUUGGCUGUCUGGGAAACUUUCUAAGCCUGGUUGUACUGGUGCACCAUAAGAUGAGGAAUUCCACAAACUCUUGUCUGGCGGCGCUGGCUGUCUCGGAUAUACUCGUUCUCCUGCACAGCUUACUGUUUGCCGGAAUCACCAUCAUUUCCAGCUACGAUCCACUGCGAGGCCGUGCUCUCAGGAUCACCGUCUACCCUUUCUUUGGGGCUUAUGGCAGCGUGGUGACGGCCAGAAUUACGUCCCUUUUAACGACAAUGUUGAGCAUUGAGCGAUUUAUUGCCGUUUAUCGCCCCAUCAAGGCCAGACAGCUGUGCAUCAAGAGGCAUGCUCACAUAGGAAUAGCAUCCAUUUAUGUCAUCACUAUCUUAGUUUUUAUUCCACUUGCCCUAAAAUAUCACGUUAUAUCCGUGAGGGCACCAGGUACGAACAGAACCAUGCUUAUACUAAACAAAACCGAAUUUGGUCAAAAUGAAAUGUUUUACACAUUCUAUGGCAACAUCCUAAAUGUUGUGUUCAGGAUUUUACCCUUACUACUCAUUCUGGGUUUGAAUUCUAUGAUUGCUGUGGCGAUUCGCAAGACCUGGAGCGUUAGACGAACGUUAAGUCAAACAUGUCCACAAAAUGGUAGUUGUGAGCAGAAUCGCAUAACGGUUAUGCUUCUGUUCGUGUCUUGUGUCUUUGUCGUUUGUAUCCUGCCAGGGGCAGUCAGCAGCUUUAUUUCCCAGAUCUGGACAGAGUACUCUAGAUUUGGCAGAGCCCGAAACUUGUACCACUGCGUCUCUUACGUGGCCUUCUUUUUGGAAACCGUGAAUUCUUCUAUCAACUUUGUCAUCUAUAUGGCUCUCAGUCAGAAGUUCUGGCAGACGUACAAGGAAAUAUUCUGCUACCCGAAAACUUUGCGAGGGAAAGCAAACGACAUACCCGGACAUCAGUACAUACCACUGUUCAGAAAACGGCACCAAUUUUCAACUAGCAGCAUGAUGAGCAACCCUGAGACAAGGAUAACUCUGUUGAGCAGUUACGGCGGGAAGACCCGCAGUAGUGUUUCUAGUGUGGGGAGUCUGGGAGAUAAGAGCGGGCAUAUCAAGAUGCUGCUGAAUUCUGAGAGGCCUCUUUAUCGCCGCUCCCUGGACUUCGCCAUGGCAGAGCGCGGGAAAAUGGAGAAGUUGUCUUCUGGUCGCGAGCUUUUGGAACAUCAACAAGCUAAACUGUUCGGUGAACAAUCUCUGAGAAUGAAUUCCAUCUCACAGAAUGGCCUCCAGUAGGACAAGACACUUCUUUGAUUAAAUCAAUGUUAGUUUGAUGUUAACUGUUAACUGGAAAUGACAAUGAAUGUGUAUAUACUGUUCGAAGGUAAAGUCUACAUUUCAACAAACAAACUUGUGAUUCCUACAUGUAGUUUGGAAAACUGUACGCGUCAUGUAAACAUUGUACACUCAGUAUUUUGUUCUGUGUGGAAGUGACACUUUCACUAUCGAAAUCAGGGUCUUCUUUGGCGCCUUGUUGGUUUUCUUAAAUUUUAGACCGGAAGAAUGUCCAACUUUUAAAUCAUAUUAAUGGGAGUUGUUGAUACUGUAAAUGUCAUGUGUUGUGUACAUUUCGUGCCUUCUAUGACUAUCGGUUUCUUACUUGUGCAGUGACACGGAUUGCCAUGUUAAUAGCCGCCAUUGUCCAUUGCGUGUGUCAUAUUCUACUAGGGAUGUGAAGUGCUCUGACGUCAUUUCCUGUGAAUUUAACACACGUCAUUACUACAUGUAUGUGGGGUACAGGUGACAUAUAUGCCAACGCACAAUGAAGACAGCAUGAAAUGAAUGUCUUGCAUAUCUCUUGUAUUGUUUCGUUGAAAAUAUAAAUAAA
Molecule: messenger RNA, 2104 nt
Organism: Liolophura sinensis
Lineage: Eukaryota; Metazoa; Mollusca; Polyplacophora; Chitonida; Chitonidae
Product: FMRFamide receptor-like
Exons: 2
Coding region: 13-1512 (499 amino acids)
Biological process (GO): G protein-coupled receptor signaling pathway
Cellular component (GO): membrane
Molecular function (GO): G protein-coupled receptor activity
Source: RefSeq, a predicted model, not a curated record